This is a messenger RNA of Penicillium taxi, 6171 nucleotides long. RefSeq names its product tetrafunctional fatty acid synthase subunit FAS1. Gene Ontology annotation, cellular component: fatty acid synthase complex. Lineage: Eukaryota; Fungi; Ascomycota; Eurotiomycetes; Eurotiales; Aspergillaceae. The transcript has 3 exons. Gene Ontology annotation, biological process: long-chain fatty acid biosynthetic process. The coding region runs from base 1 to 6171 and encodes 2056 amino acids. Gene Ontology annotation, molecular function: fatty acid synthase activity; enoyl-[acyl-carrier-protein] reductase (NADH) activity; [acyl-carrier-protein] S-malonyltransferase activity. The record is from RefSeq and is a predicted model, not a curated record.
AUGUACGGCACAUCUACUGGUCCUCAGACCGGCAUCAAUACCCCCCGAUCCUCUCAAUCCCUCCGUCCUCUCAUCAUUUCACAUGGUUCCCUCGAGUUCCCUUUCCUUAUUCCAACUUCUCUCCAUUUCCACGCCUCGCAGUUGAAAGACAGCUUCACAGCAUCAUUACCCGAGCCCACAGAUGAAUUGGCUCUCGAUGAUGAGCCCUCAUCCGAGGCCGAGUUGGUAGCCCGCUACAUUGGUCAUGUGGCUCAUGAGGUUGAGGAGGGUGAGGAUGAUGCUCAGGGCAGUUACCAAGAGGUCCUUAAGCUCAUUUUGAACGAGUUUGAGCGUGCCUUUAUGCGUGGUAAUGAUGUCCACGCUGUAGCCGCUGCCCUUCCGGGUAUCGUCCCUAAAAAGAACCAGGUCGUCCAGUUCUACUACGCCGGACGUGCCGCCGCAGGCCGGCCUAACAAGCCCUACAAUUCAGCUCUUUUCCGUGCUGCCUCUGAUAAGGCCGCUGGCAUUUACACCGUUUUUGGUGGUCAAGGAAACAUUGAGGAGUACUUUGACGAGCUCCGUGCCAUCUACACUACCUACCCCUCCUUUGUAGAGGAACUUAUUACUGCCUCUGCAGAGCUCUUGCAAACACUCUCACGCGAACCUGAAGCUAGCAAGCUCUAUCCUAAGGGCUUAGAUAUCCUGCAAUGGUUGAAGGACAAGGAUGCUCAGCCCGAUACCGACUACCUGGUCUCGGCCCCCGUCAGUCUGCCUUUGAUCGGUCUGGUCCAGCUAGCCCACUUCAUGGUCACUUGCAAGGUCAUGGGAUGCCAACCCGGUGAUCUACUCGAGCGUGUCCGGGGUACUACUGGUCACUCACAGGGUGUUGUAACUGCCGCCGCUAUUGCGACUGCCACCACCUGGGAGUCCUUUGCCAAGGCUUCAAGUGAUGCUUUGACUAUGCUCUUCUGGAUUGGUCUGCGCAGCCAACAAGCCUAUCCUCGCACCUCCCUUGCCCCUUCGGUCCUCCAGGACUCGAUUGAGCACGGCGAGGGUAUUCCCACUCCCAUGCUGUCCAUUCGAGAUCUUUCCCGUUCAGCUGUCCAGGAACACCUUGAUGCCACCAACCAGCACUUGCCCGAGGAUCGCCACGUUGCAAUCUCCCUGGUAAACAGUGCCCGCAACUUUGUGGUCAAGGCCCCUACCGGCCUAGACCAGAACCGUGUUCCCUUCACCCAGCGCAAGGUCCGGUUUGUCAACCGCUUCCUUCCUAUUACUGCUCCUUUCCACAGUCAAUAUCUCACUUCAGCCUAUGACAAGAUCCUGGAAGAUUUGGAGGACAUUGACAUGCCCGCCAAGUCUCUCCAGAUCCCCGUCUUUGAUACCAAGACUGGAGAGGAUUUGCGCCAGUUGGGCGACAAGAGCGCCGUUCCAUCCUUGGUCCGUAUGAUCACUCAUGAUGCGGUCAACUGGGAACAAGCUACCGUCUUCCCUGGUGCUACCCACAUCGUCGACUUUGGCCCUGGUGGCAUUUCUGGUCUGGGUGUCCUCACCAACCGGAACAAGGAUGGUACUGGUGUCCGGGUUAUUCUUGCUGGAGAAAUGGACGGCACCAACGCAGAGGUUGGCUAUAAGCCUGAGUUGUUUGAUCGCGACGAACACUCUGUGAAUUAUGCUGUGGACUGGGUCAAGGAACAUGGCCCACGUCUUGUGCAGACCUCUACCGGUCAGACUUACGUGGACACCAAGAUGAGUCGUCUUUUGGUCGCAUGGGACUUUGUGGCUGCUACAAUGAACGCAGGCUACCACAUUGAGUUGGGUGGUGGUGGUUACUAUAAUGCGAAGAUGAUGACCGAGGCAGUCACCAAGAUUGAGAAGGCCAUCCCACCAGGACGUGGUAUCACUAUCAACUUGAUCUAUGUCAACCCCCAUGCAAUGGCCUGGCAGAUUCCUCUGAUUGGCCGCCUGCGCGCCGACGGUGUGCCCAUCGAGGGUCUGACCAUUGGUGCUGGUGUGCCCUCCAUCGAAGUGGCCAAUGAAUACAUCGAGACCCUUGGCAUCAAGCACAUCGCCUUCAAGCCCGGCUCUGUCGAUGCGAUCCAGCAGGUGAUCAACAUCGCCAAGGCCAACCCCAAGUUCCCCAUCCUUUUGCAGUGGACUGGCGGUCGCGGCGGUGGUCACCACUCGUUUGAGGACUUCCACCAGCCUAUUCUUCAGAUGUACAGCCGUAUCCGCAAACAAGACAACAUUGUCCUCGUUGCUGGUAGCGGUUUCGGUGGAGCAGAGGAUACCUACCUCUACCUCUCAGGUUCCUGGUCCGCUAAGUUCGGUUACCCCCCUAUGCCCUUCGACGGCUGUCUUUUUGGUAGUCGAGUGAUGAUUUCCAAGGAGGCACACACCUCUAAGAACGCCAAGAAGGCCAUUGCCGAUGCUCCUGGUGUGGAUGAUGCGGAGUGGGAGAAGACCUACAAGGGUGCUACCGGUGGUGUUGUCACUGUCUUGUCUGAGAUGGGUGAGCCGAUCCACAAAUUGGCCACCCGUGGUGUCCUGUUCUGGAAGGAAAUGGACGACAAGAUCUUCAAGCUGGACAAGGCCAAGCGCGUUCCCGAGCUGAAGAAGCAGCGAAACUACAUAAUCAAGAAGCUUAACGAUGAUUUCCACAAGGUGUGGUUCGGCCGCAAUGCCACAGGUGAAACCGUGGACCUGGAAGACAUGACCUACACCGAGGUUGUACACCGUAUGGUCGAACUGAUGUACAUCAAGCACGAGUCUCGCUGGAUUGAUGACUCGCUCAAACGCCUGACCGGUGAUUUCCUGCGCCGUGUUGAGGAGCGUUUCACCACCACUGAAGGCCAAGCUUCGUUGCUGCAGAACUACACUGAGCUCGAUAGUCCUUAUCCGGCUGUUGACAAUAUUAUUGCCGCCUACCCCGACGCUUCGGCUCAAUUGAUCAACGCUCAGGAUGCACAGCACUUCCUGCUCCUCUGCCAGCGCCGAGGACAGAAGCCCGUUCCCUUCGUUCCUGCACUCGAUGAGAACUUCGAGUAUUUCUUCAAGAAGGACUCAUUGUGGCAGAGUGAAGAUCUCGAGGCUGUUGUUGACCAAGAUGUUGGCCGUACCUGUAUUCUUCACGGUCCUAUGGCUGCUCGAUUCUCCAAUGUUAUUGAUGAGCCUGUCAAGGACAUUCUGGACGGUGUACACAAUGGCCACAUUGCAGGCCUACUUCGUGAUGUCUACGGCGGCGACAAGUCCAAGAUUCCUGUGAUCGAGUACUUUGGCGGCAAGCUGAUUAGUGAUGAGAAUGAGCCUGAGGUAGAUGGCUUGACUAUCUCGGAAGAGACCGACAAGAUCAGCUUCCGUCUGUCAUCCUCUUCUCCCGCCGACCUACCUGACUUGGACCGCUGGCUUCGUCUACUGGCUGGUGAAAAAUACUCUUGGCGCCAUGCUCUCUUCCUGGCCGAUGUUUUCGUCCAGGGCCACCGUUUCCAAACCAACCCUAUGAAGCGGAUUGUGGCCCCUACCGCCGGCAUGUUCGUCGAGAUCACCAACCCGAAUGAUCCUGCCAAGACUGUUGUCAGCGUUCGUGAACCUUACCAAUCUGGCAAGCUUGUGAAGACCGUUGAAGCCAAGGUCAAUGAAAAUGGCGAGAUCAGUUUGUCUUUGUUUGAGGGCCGCACUGCAGAGGGUGGUGUUGUUCCCCUGACCUUCCUGUUCACUUACCACCCAGAUACCGGCUAUGCCCCUAUCCGUGAGGUUAUGGGAGACCGCAAUGAUCGCAUCAAGGAGUUUUACUACCGGAUCUGGUUCGGCACCAAGGACGUGCCCUUCGACACACCCACCACCGCCACUUUCAACGGUGGCCAGGAGACCAUCACUUCUCAGGCUGUGGCAGACUUCGUCCACGCUGUUGGCAAUACUGGCGAGGCUUUUGUUGACCGCCCCGGAAAAGAGGUAUUCGCUCCUAUGGACUUUGCCAUUGUGGCAGGUUGGAAGGCCAUCACGAUGCCCAUCUUCCCUCGCACCAUUGACGGUGACUUGUUGAAGCUGGUUCAUCUGUCCAACGGCUUCAAGAUGGUUCCUGGCGCUCAGCCUUUGAAGGUCGGCGACGUCCUUGAGACUACUGCUCAGAUCAACGCUGUGAUCAACCAGGAGUCCGGCAAGAUGGUCGAGGUGUGCGGUACUCUUACUCGUAAUGGCCAAGCCAUUAUGCAAGUAACCAGCCAGUUCUUGUACCGUGGUGCCUACUCUGACUUCGAGAACACCUUCCAGCGCAAGGAGGAGGUUCCCAUCCAGGUUCACCUGGCGACAACUCGAGAUGUCGCUAUUCUCCGCUCGAAGGAGUGGUUCCGCAUGGAUGAGUCUGACAUUGAGCUUCUGGGCCAAACCCUCACUUUCCGUCUCCAGAGCUUAAUCCGCUUCAAGAACACUACUGUCUUUAGCAACGUCCAGACCAUCGGUCAGGUUCUGGUUGAGCUUCCUACCAAGGAGGUCAUUCAGGUGGCGUCGGUAGACUACGAAGCUGGAACUUCUCACGGUAACCCAGUGAUUGAUUACCUCCAGCGUAACGGUACCUCCAUUGAACAGCCUGUCUACUUUGAAAACCCCAUCCCUCUCAGCGGCAAGACUGCUCUGGAGCUGCGUGCUCCCGCCUCCAACGAGACCUAUGCCCGCGUUUCUGGAGACUACAACCCCAUCCACGUUUCUCGUGUUUUCUCCAGCUACGCCAAUCUCCCUGGUACCAUCACCCACGGCAUGUACAGCAGUGCUGCCGUGCGUAGCCUCGUCGAGACCUGGGCAGCUGAGAACAAUAUUGGCCGUGUUCGUGGAUUCCACGUUUCUCUGGUCGGCAUGGUGCUGCCCAACGAUAUGAUCACUGUCAAGCUCCAGCAUGUCGGUAUGAUUGCCGGUCGCAAGAUCAUCCAGGUUGAGGCUAGCAACAAGGAAACCGAGGAGAAGGUCCUUGUGGGCGAGGCCGAGGUUGAGCAGCCUGUCACCUCCUACGUCUUCACCGGCCAGGGCUCUCAGGAACAAGGUAUGGGUAUGGAGCUCUAUGCCAGCAGUCCCGUCGCAAAAGAGGUCUGGGAUCGUGCUGAUCGCCACUUUAUGGAUAACUACGGUCUCUCCAUUAUUGACAUUGUCAAGAACAACCCCAAGGAGCUCACUGUCUACUUCGGUGGUCCUCAGGGUAAGGCUAUCCGCGAGAACUACAUGGCAAUGACAUUCGAGACUGUGAACGCCGAUGGCUCGAUCAAAUCUGAGAAGAUCUUCAAGACCAUUGACGCGGAAACUGCCUCGUACACAUACCGCUCACCAACCGGCCUGCUGUCUGCAACUCAAUUUACUCAGCCCGCUCUGACUCUGAUGGAGAAGGCCAGCUUUGAGGACAUGCGCUCCAAGGGUCUGGUCCAGCGUGACAGCAGCUUCGCUGGUCACUCCCUUGGUGAAUACUCAGCCCUCGCUGCCCUAGCAGAUGUCAUGCCCAUUGAGAGCUUGGUGUCUGUCGUGUUCUACCGUGGUCUGACCAUGCAAGUUGCCGUCGAGCGUGAUGAGCAGGGUCGCUCAAACUACUCAAUGUGCGCUGUCAACCCCAGCCGUAUCUCCAAGACCUUCAACGAGCAGGCUCUGCAGUACGUUGUUGAGGUCAUUGCUGAGCAAACUGGCUGGCUUCUGGAGAUUGUCAACUACAACGUGGCUAACAUGCAAUAUGUUGCCGCUGGUGAUCUCCGUGCUCUUGACUGUCUCACCAACCUCUUGAACUUCCUGAAGGCUCAAAACAUCGACAUCCCCACCCUCAUGCAGACCAUGUCCUUGGAGGAUGUCAAGGCUCACCUGGUGAGCAUCAUCCAGGAGUGUGUCAAGCAAACAGAUGCCAAGCCUCGGCCAAUCCAGUUGGAGCGUGGCUUCGCUACAAUCCCUCUCAAGGGUAUUGACGUACCAUUUCACAGCACCUUCUUGCGAUCUGGUGUCAAGCCCUUCCGCUCUUUCUUGUUGAAGAAGAUCAACAAGACUACCAUCGAUCCUAGCAAGCUCGUUGGCAAGUACAUUCCUAACGUCACUGCUCGUCCAUUCGAGAUCACAAAGGAGUACUUUGAGGAUGUCUACCGCCUCACUAACUCCCCUCGUAUCGCCUCCAUCUUGGCGAACUGGGACAAGUACGAAGAGGGCACUGAGGCUGCCGCCCGUGCCGCUUAA